AAUUAAUAAGACGAAGGUCAGGGUAUUCGUUGAGAAACGAGUAAUAGGAAUUUUUAAUAGAUGGUAGAUGGGUCAUGCGGAAUAUGUAUAAAUUAUUGUAAACUCACGGACGCGUGCUGUUUGUGUUCCCAUCAAGAAAGGAUCAACAUGAAGAUAUUGGUGUUUGUGUUCGUUAUCAGUGUUUUCUUCAGCUGCAACUGUGAAGACUUACAUUUAAUAGAGCCAAAACGCGGCCAAUGUUUCGACAUCUACCCCGAGGGCAAACCCAUAUACCUGUCCAGGUCCCUCAAGACUUGCACCGAAAACAUCCCUGAGAUCAACAACUGCUUGGGUCUGAGAACUCAGAACGGUGAAAUCAUCAAUUUGGAUUGCAACGAAGACGAACAAGAAAACCCGGGAUGCUAUCAAAUAAUAAAUGCUGACCAAACGAAAGGCACCGUCUGCCAGAAAAUGGACCAAGCUCGGGGUUGUGAGGUGAUCUCCACACCUACCGGGGUCAACGUGGAAGUCUUCUGUUACCCAGUGGAAGAAAGCAGGAAUAUUAUUUAUGUGAAAUCUCUUAAACUUAAACCGACGUAAAAUAUCGAUAAACGCAUUGUACUUAAUUUUUUACUAUCACUUUUAAUACGGAUAUAAUAAAUACUAACUUAUUUAUAACGAUCAGGUAUUAUAAUUAUACAUCAAUGAAGAAUAAAGCAGAUAAGUAUUAAGACCCCUUUCUCGGUUUUCAUAAAGAGAAGCACAA
Anoplophora glabripennis (Asian longhorned beetle) is the source of this 745-nucleotide messenger RNA. RefSeq lists its product as uncharacterized. The transcript is spliced from 2 exons. The record is from RefSeq and is a predicted model, not a curated record. The coding region runs from base 61 to 579 and encodes 172 amino acids. NCBI's taxonomy places the organism in Eukaryota, Metazoa, Arthropoda, Insecta, Coleoptera, Cerambycidae.